This is a messenger RNA of Hyla sarda, 7033 nucleotides long. It is a transcript of the gene INF2, whose product is annotated as inverted formin 2. The record is from RefSeq and is a predicted model, not a curated record. Gene Ontology annotation, molecular function: actin binding; small GTPase binding. Bases 361 to 4731 code for a protein of 1456 amino acids. Gene Ontology annotation, biological process: actin cytoskeleton organization. Lineage: Eukaryota; Metazoa; Chordata; Amphibia; Anura; Hylidae. The transcript has 23 exons.
UGAUGUCGCCUUCUUGGUGUCCUGAGCCCAGGCCUAUCCCAAGAGGAAAAGGGGGAAUGAACAGAGAUUGGGAGCAGGGGAGGGAGAGCUGCUGCUGCUGCUGCUUUGGGCGGAACUCUCCAGUCUGCUGACACAAGCAAUGUGUGAUUCACUCUCACACCCACUAUGCAAUACAUUCCUAAGGCUCUGAGCAUUGCUGUCUCCAGUGGAUCACUCUCGUGUCACUUGUUGAUCAGGAAGCCACACGGUACGCUACGACAGGACCAAUUUCUCUUUGGAUACCUUAAUACCGCACAGCUACCAUUGAAGAGAAUGAGAAGCAAGACUUAAUAGCUCAAAAAAAAAAAUAAGUACAAAAUUAUGGAGAAAAACGACAGUGAAUCUGCGGAAAAAGCACCCAAAAUGUCACUAAGCAAAAAAUGGGCCUCUCUGAAGGAGAAACUUUCACCUCAAGAAUCAGACCAGAGUGAAGCCAAUUUGGAGAAUGCAGAUCCCGAGCUAUGCAUCCGCCUCUUGCAAAUCCCAUCCGUGGUGAACUAUUCUGGCCUUAAGAAGAGACUUGAGAGCAGCGAUGACAAUUGGAUGGUGCAGUUCUUAGAGCUCAGUGGCUUGGACCUUCUGCUGGAGGCCUUGGACAGGUUGUCAGGGCGAGGGGUUUCCAGAAUAUCUGAUGCUCUCCUCCAGCUCACUUGCAUAAACUGCGUCCGGACGUUAAUGAAUUCCCAUAAGGGGAUUGAGUACAUUGUCAACAAUGAAGGUUAUGUCCGAAAACUAUCUCGGGCUCUUGACACAUCCAACGUGAUGGUGAAAAAGCAAGUAUUUGAACUGAUUGCAGCCCUGUGUAUCUACUCCCCCGAGGGCCAUGCAUUGGCUUUGGAUGCACUUGAGCAUUACAAGGCCGUGAAGAAUCAGCAAUAUCGAUUUAGUGUCAUCAUAAAUGAGCUCUCGGCAACGGAUAAUGUUCCUUACAUGGUCACGCUGCUCAGCGUCAUCAAUGCUAUCAUACUCGGAACGGAGGAGCUGAGGCUGCGCGGACAGCUAAGAAACGAAUUCAUAGGUCUUCAGCUACUGGAUGUGUUAACAAAAUUAAGGGAUCAGGAGGAUGAUGACUUGUUAGUUCAAGCCUCUGUGUUUGAGGAAGCCAAGUCGGAGGAUGAUGAAGAACUUCUUAAGAUUUAUGGAGGGAUUGAUAUGAACAAUCAUCAAGAGGUUUUCACGACGCUCUUUAACAAAGUGAGUUGUUCACCAUUAUCGGUCCAGCUACUCUCCAUAUUGCAAGGUUUAUUGCACUUUGAUGUGUCACAUCCUUCCAGUCCAUUACUGUGGGAAGCUUUGGAAUUCCUGGUGAACAGAGCUGUAUUGCUCGCAGAUGACUGCAAAAGUAACAACCUUGAGGAGGUCAUGAAUAGACUUAUAGCUUCCAAAAAACAAAGUAAACAAAAGACCAAAGAUCAAAAUAUUGAGAUAGUGCACAAAAGUAUACAGACAGACAAACCCAAAGAUGAGACUUUUAAGGACAGUUUAUCUGGUCAUAAAACAGCUGAAUCCUCAAAUGGUUCUCAGGAGAUUUCAGUGAUUGAAAAGACUUCACCAGGCCUUUUAUCUGGAAGCCCUCCCUCUCUAUAUCCAUUGCCUGGGAGCCAGUCUACACAAUCACCACCUCCUCCUCCUCCUCCUUCCAUGGAGGGUUUACCACCUCUUCCUGGCAAGGGUGGAUUUCCAUCUCCUCCUCCUCCAAUUCCAGGUGCUUUGGCAUCACCACCACCACCUCCUCCACUUUCUAAUAUGGGGGUAUUAUCUCCACCACCACCCCCACCACCUCCUCUUUUUGAUGGAAUGCCACCUCCCCCUCCACCACUUCCUGGUCAUUCUCCUUCUCUUCCAGGGAUGGGUGGUUUUCCUCCUCCACCACCUCCUCUUCCAGGGAUGGGUGGUUUUCCUCCUCCACCACCUCCUCUUCCAGGGAUGGGUGGUUUUCCUCCUCCACCACCUCCUCUUCCAGGGAUGGGUGGUUUUCCUCCUCCACCACCACCUCUUCCAGGGAUGGGUGGAUGUCCACCCCCUUUUCCAGGUACUGGUGGCCCACCUCCACCACCGCCUCUUCCAGGAAUGAUGCCGCCACCACCACCACCUCCAGGGGGCUUCUUGGGUGAAGAAGUUGUUGUUGCACAUUCUGCGUAUUCUUUGGGUUACGCAAGACCAUCCUGCAUUAACGUCAAUAGGCCAUCGUUAAAGAUGAAAAAACUGAACUGGCAAAAAUUGCCUCCUAAUGUUACCAAAGAUGGACAGUCUAUGUGGUCUUCAACAAGCACCAUUGAAGAAACUCCAGAACCUAAUUACUCCAGCAUUGAGCAGCUCUUCUGUCUUCCACAAACUACCGUCAAAGACAAAGCAGCGGCACCAGCAAAGAAACCUCCAAAAGAGAUUUCAUUUUUGGACCCUAAAAAAAACCUCAACUUAAACAUAUUUUUAAAGCAGUUUAAAUGUCCCAAUGAAGAAAUAAUUGGUCUGAUUGAAAAAGGAGAUCGCUCCAAGUUUGAUAUUGAGGUUCUAAAACAAUUCCUCAAGCUGCUUCCCGAAAAACAUGAGGUGGAAAAUAUAAAGGCUUUCCAAGAAGAUAUAUCCAAGCUUUCAAAUGCCGAUCGGUUUUACUUGUUGCUUCUUGGUGUUUCAAACUAUCAGCUCCGCAUAGAAUGCAUGCUGGCUUGUGAAGAAUGCAACCUCCUACUGGAAAUGCUACGACCAAAGGCAGAAAUUGUCAGCAAGGCUUGUGAUGAUAUUGUUGUCAGCCAUAGGCUACCAAUCUUUUGUCAGCUUGUCUUGAAAGUUGGGAACUUCUUGAACUAUGGAAGUCACACUGGCAAUGCCAAUGGCUUUAAGAUAAGCACCUUACUGAAGCUGACUGAGACAAAAGCCAAUCAAACCCGGAUUACUCUACUGCACCAUAUCCUAGAGGAAAUUGAAGGAAAUUAUACUGAUCUUCUUGAACUUCCAAAUGACCUGGAGAAAGUAUCAAAAGCUGCUGGAAUUAACAUAGAAAAUAUUUACUCUGAAACCAGUAGUAAUUUUAAAAAAUUAAAAGAACUGCUAAAUAAGUUGUCCAAGUCGUCUAAUGAUGUGAAAGAGCAAUACGAAAAAUGUGUUCAGGACUGUAUUGAUGCACUUAAGAGCUUAGAACAACAACUGGAAGAUAUUUCACAGAAGAAAAAGAAACUAGCAGAUUAUUUAUGCGAAGACCUAGCAAAACUUUCACUAGAAGAUACUUUUGGAACCAUGAAAACAUUUAGGGACCUCUUUUUGAAAGCAAGAAAGGAAAAUAAGGAUAGAAAAGAGCAAGCAGUAAAGGCAGAAAAGAGGAAAAAGCAACUUGAGGAGGAAGAAGCAAAAAGACAGAAAGGAGAUAAUGGAAAAAUCAUUCGGAAAGGAGCAGCAAAGAUAGAAGAAGGUUGUAUCAUUGAUGCUUUACUGGCCGAUAUAAAAAAAGGCUUUCAACUCCGUAAGACUGCGAAAAGCAAACCAGAAUCUGAGGACGCUCAAAGGAACUCCAGUAAUGAACUAAAUGGCAAACCUGACCAAGUGAAGGAUGGAAACUCAAAUAAGUUGGGUACAAUAAAAGAGACUACAACUUCUAAUGGUGAAGAUAACUCAAGCCCCUCUGCUGCUAUCGAGGGAAACAAAGACCAGGACGACUUGCCUCCGAAUAAGCCAGCAGAUAACGGAGGAACAGAGGGAAAUACGUGUAUGGCCACCCAAACUGCACAAACUUGUGAUAAAAAAGAGUUAUCAACCGCAACUGCUGCCUCAAGUAUGACGACAGAGGCCUUAAACAUCAAUAAUGGAGACAAAGAUGGUCCUUCUGAAAAUGCUAAGCAGGGACUUCCUAGUGAUUCCAAUGCCCCAAAGAAUAGCAGUGUUGCAGCAAUAAAUACUGCAUGUCCUCAGGAUGUUGCACAAACUCAUGGGGUGCCCCAGAAUUCCACAUGUGACUUUGAUAAAUCUCAGGGUCAACCAGAUGAAGUAGACUCCAAAAACACUACAUUUUUAAAAGACCUUCCUUAUGACCAAAUUACUAAAACCAUUGAAUGCUCAAAUAUAAACCAAGGAACAUUGGUUGAUUCUUUACCAGAGAAGCAAGGGCCAUUUGAUGUUUCUUCAAAGGUAACCUCAUUGGAUCAAAAUUCUCAUUUGGUUCAAGAAAACAUUGAGCAUCAGCCGUCGCCAACAGAUGAGAAGACGACAAUGGAUGAUCCCCCACUUGAUGGGAAAGCUGAGGCUGCUACUGGUUCCACACCAACAGAACAGAUAAAGACCUCAGACAAUCUAUCACCAGUACAAAUUAAUGAGAACACUGAAUCCCCAUCAAUGCCAAACGUUGGCACCAAUGAUAAAUUCCCACCAGUCCAGAAGAUUGGAGUCACUAAGGCCCUGUUAUCAGUUCAGAGUGAAGGAUCCACAGAUGUUUCCCAGCCAGCUCAAAAAAAUAGGUCACUUGAAGGAACUCUACCAAAUACCAGCCAAGGGUCAGCUGAAGGGAUCCCACAAACCAAGGAACAUGUAUUAAGCGACGGCUCCAUUUAUAAAUCUUUGGAGACAACACGUUUACAAACUUCAGAUAGCUCAAAGGUCAAAAGGAGCUCAACAAAAAGUAAAAAGAAAAGGAACUCGAAAAGUGGAGAAGAGCUUGGAGUUGAGUCUGGCACACACAAAACAAAGAGUUGUGUGGUACAGUAAGGUUUCAGAACAAGGAAGAUCCCCAAGCAAUGAAGACCUUGGAGAAAACUGUUCCAUUUGCUUCCUGUAUAAAUUAGUAUUACUUUAUGCUUCUUGGACAAUGUGCUGUAUAUAACAAUUUGUUUCUUGACUUUCAACUUUUUGCAUAUAGCGUUUAAUGUUCUUGCUGUAUAAAACUUGUUACAUACAGAUCUCUUUAUAAGGGGAUUUCACAUAUGGAUAUUCUCUGCCCUACAUGUAUAAGCACACAGCCCCCUUUACUACUGUUACUGGGGCUUUAAAGAUAAGGAUUCUCUCUAAUGAAAAGAUAGACAUGGGCGGACCUUUUCCACAUUGAUCAUUAAACCUUUUGAUCAAAAUGUAUAACUACCCCCCCCCCCCCCACCCCCCCUUCCCUUUAUGGUGAUCGCUUUCAAGUGCAUCCCAAUAUUCACAGCACUGCAUGGUGAAGCAACAGCGCCCACUGGGGCUAAUGACCGGAGGUAAUUAGAUAAUGACUGGAAAUUUUCAUUAAGAUUUCAGAAUUGGUCCUUAGUAUUGAUAUUAGCGCAAUGGUCAUCUAUCCAUUAGAUGAGCUGCAGGGGAAUUAGUGCUUCUUGUGGUUAUAUUACCCCAGAACUAGGGUUAAAGGGGCACUGUCAGAUGCCAAAACUUUCUAUAUGUUGUACAUCCUGGAAAAACAUUAACCUUUCUAAUAUAUACUUAAACAACACAAUUUAACUCCAAGUCAAUCAAAUGUCUGUGAAAUCACACUGUCCACUCAGGAAGCAACACUGAUUGACAAUCAAUUUCACAUGCUGUUGUGCAAAUGGAACAGACAACAAGUGGAAAUUAUAGGCAAUUAGCAAUACACCCCCAAUAAAGGAGUGGUUCUGCAGGUGGUGAUCACAGACCACUUCUCAGUUCCUAUGCUUCCUGGCUGAUGUUUUGGUCACUUUUGAGUGCUGUCGGUGCUUUCACUCUAGUGGUAGCAGGAGACUACAACCCACACAAGUGGCUUAGGUAGUGCAGCUCUAGCAGGAUGGCACAUCAAUGCGAGCUGUGGCAAGAAGGGUGGCUGUGUCUAUCAGCGUAGUGUCCAGAGCAUGGAGGCACUACCAGGGGACAAGCCAGUACAUCAGGAGACGUGGAGGAGGCUGUAGAAGGGCAACAACCCAGCAGCAGGACUGCUAUCUCCGCCUUUGUGCAAGGAGGAGCACUGCCAGAGCCCUGAAAAAUGACCUCCAGCAGCCCACAAAUGUGCAUAUGUCCACUCAAACGGUCAGAAACAGACUCCAUGAGGGUGGUAUGAGGGCCCGACGUCCACAGGUGGGGGUUGUGCUUACAGCCCAACACCGUGCAGGAUGUUUGGCAUUUGCCAGAGAACACCAAGAUUUUGCACUGAUGCCCUGUGCUUUUCACAGAUGAAACAGAUUAACAUUGAACACAUGUGACAGAUGUGACAGAGUCUGGAGGUACCGUGGAAAAUGUUCUGCUGUCUGAAACAUCCUCCAGCAUGACUGGUUUGGCGAUGGGUCAGUAACGGUGUGGGGUGGCAUUUCUUUGAGGGGCUGUACAGCCCUUCAUGUGCUUGCCAGAGGUAGCCUGACUGCCAUUAGGUACCGAGAUGAGAUCCUCAGACCCCUUGUGAGACCAUAUGCUGGUGCGGUUGGCCCUGGACCUCAUGUGACUGGAGUGUGUCAGCAGUUCCUGCAAGAGGAAGGCAUUGAUGCUAUGGACUGGCCCGCUUGUUCUCCAGACCUGAAUCCGAUUGAGCACAUCUGGGAUAUCAUGUCUUGUUCCAUCCACCACAGACUGUCGAGGAGUUGGUGGAUGCUUUAAUCUAGGUCUGGGAGGACAUCUCUUAGACCAUCCACCCCCUCAUCAGGAGCAUGCCCAGGCGUUGUAGGGAGGUCAUACGGGCACAUGGAGGCCACACACACUAGUGAGCCUCAUUUUGACUUGUUUUAAGGACAUUACAUGAAAGUUGGAUCAGCUUGUAGUGAGGUUUUCCACUUUGAUUUUGAGUGUGACUCCAUAUCCAGACCUCCAUGGGUUGAUAAAUUUGAUUUCCAUUGAUCAUUUUUGUGUGAUUUUGUUGUCAGUAGAUUCAACUAUGUAAAGACAAAAGUAUUUCAUACGAUUAGUUCAUUCAUUCAGAUCUAGGAUGUGUUAUCUUAGUGUUCCCUUUAUUUUUUUGAGCAGUGUACUUCAAAAGAAAAUGUUAUUUCCUUUUUAUAGAAAUCAUGGCUUUGUCUAAACUGGAGCACAGGCAUGGACAAAGUCCAGUAAGUGAGGGUGGACUAGCACUCUUCAGUGCUGU